CGGGUCGGGCAGCGAAAAUUGUAUUAUUGUUCGAAGUUGGAACUCAUUUCACCUAACCCAUGCAAAAUGAGUCUAGAGGGUGAUGAAGAUCUCGAUAACGAAUUGGCAUGCUCGGCAGAGCAAGCAGAAAAGCAGGUCCUCCGGUCAGAUGAAAUUAAAGAAGAACAAGCUCUUGAAGAUUUGGUAAAUGCUGAAGAAUUUCUCGCGGCUCACGGAAUCGCAAUGCUGGAAUAUGAGCGGCAAAUGUUUUUUGAUUUACUUCAUUCUGAUGCAUUAGUCGUAUGCGCUAAAGGAAUAACGUAUGAAAAAGUUUUACUCAAUCUGCUGAAAAUUUUUUGUGACCCUUCAACAUUAGUCUUAGUGAUCAACUGCUCAGACUUCGAGGAGAAAUUAUAUACUUCACUUCUGGACCGCCAGCACAUCCACGAAUCAUCCACCAAUGCUGCUGAACGCGAGAAAAAUUAUUUACUGGGCGGUAUUCAAUUUAUCAGCACCAGAAUUUUGGUGGUAGACUUGCUCAAAAACCGUAUACCUGUGGAACUAACAACAGGAUUGUUCGUUGUCAAGGCACAUGAAAUCAUUGAAUCAUGUCAAGAAGCUUUUGCUCUCCGUUUGUAUCGCCAAAAGAACAAAACUGGAUUUGUGAAAGCGUUUUCAAAAAACGUGGAAGCUUUCACUUACGGUUAUGGGCACGUAGAAAAAGUUAUGCGCAAUUUGUUCGUCAAAGAGCUCUUUGUAUGGCCUCGGUUUCAUGGGUCCAUUCAAAAGUCGCUCAAGCCGUUCGAACCAGUGGUUGUUGAAAUGCAAGUUCCCAUGACUCAAAACAUGAUUCUAUUGCAAAGUAAUAUACUGGACAUAAUGAAUUAUCUAGUAAAAAAUAUCAAAACUCUCAAUCGUAACGUUGAAUUGCAAGAAGUGACAGUAGAAAACUGCGUAACAAAAAAAUUUCACAAAAUCCUGCAAGCCCAGCUGGAUACUAUCUGGCAUCAAUUGAGUUCACAGACUAAAUUGAUUGUAGCGGAUUUAAGGUCUCUCCGCAAUUUGAUGAUAUCAACGAUUUAUCAUGACGCUGUUACAUUAUAUGCGACUAUGAAAAAAUAUCGUUCUACCGAUUAUGCCCUCAGUAAUUCGGGAUGGACUAUUCUAGACUCAGCAGAAAAAAUGUUUAAUAUAGCAAAAGAGCGCGUUUUUAACAGAAACGAUGAAUUUGAACCAGAGUUCUGUCCAAAGUGGAAAGUACUCUCUGACGUUCUUCGGCAAGAUAUUCCCGCAGACAUAAAAGAUACAGCGAAAAAAAUACGCAAACAAGAUGAAAGGACAAAAUACUUGCGUCAGCAAGUUAAGGUACUUAUACUUUGUCAGGAUGCUCGAACAUGUUAUCAGUUGUACCAAUAUCUUAUCCAAGGGCCUGAGAAGUAUCUUUUCUAUACGGCAAUGAAGAAUGAUGUGGUAGUUUCUAAGUUAAGUCAAAGUUAUAGUCAUAUUAGUCAUCGCACAGAAGAAAACCCAUUCAAAAUAGAACAAAUUGAGUCUCAUGUCAAACCAGUGCAAACGGAGGCUAAAAGGGAAUCCUUUACUGCAAAAGCAGAUAGUUCAAAACAAAAUGUUGGAUUUCUCAAUGAAAGAAUUGCGAGGCGACGAGUAGAAGCGGCAAAGAAAGCCGCCGAAGAAGAUGAGAUGCAAAGACGGGAACAGGACGAUGAACAAGGUUCUACGAAACUCUCCGAGAUGGAGUCUGAAUUGUUCUCCAAAGAUGAAAACGAAGAAUUGAUUUGUUUUCGUGAUUCUUAUAUACUAACAAUGUCACAAAAAGGAGAUGCAACACGUACUGUCACUGGUGAUGACGACGACGAUGAAGACAAUCUAUUCAACGCGACGCAUUUGGAGUGUGGGGAAUUCGAGUCUUUUGCAGAGCUUGAAAACUUGGACGUCACAAGAAUUGUAAACGAAAGCAAUCAGCCGUUAGUAUUUAUUCAAACCUUUAAAAGCGAAAUCAACGGGUUCACCUCUUUAGAUCGGACCUUGGAAGAAAUUAAACCACGUUACAUUAUUAUGUAUCACAGUAACGUUACAGCUAUACGAACAAUUGAGAUAUUUGAAGCUCGCAGACAGCGGCAGGAACUGGCAAGGGUUCGUGUAUACGUAAUUAUUCAUUCUAAAACUGUCGAAGAGCAAUCAUAUCUAACCGCACUACGAAGAGAGAAGCAAGCUUUUGAAUUGUUAAUUGAAACAAAACGGACAAUGGUGGUUCCUGAGUAUCAGGAUGGCAAAUCUGAAGAUUCAAUAACAAUGCUACAAAAAAGGCAGGAAAUCUCUUCUCGUCAAGCGGGUGGACAACAAGCAAAUGAAGAAACCAUUGUUACUCCAAGGAUAAUUGUAGAUAUGCGAGAAUUUCGAUCAGAUUUACCUUGUUUGAUUCACCGACGAGGAAUCGAAGUAGUUCCACUAACAAUCACGGUUGGAGAUUAUAUUCUUACGCCAGAGAUCUGUGUGGAACGUAAAUCAAUUUCCGAUUUGAUUGGUUCACUUAAUUCCGGACGCUUGUAUAACCAGUGUGUCCAGAUGACGCGGUGUUACAGUAAACCAAUCCUACUAAUUGAAUUUGACCAAAACAAGCCUUUCCAUCUACAGAGGCACUUUAUGAUGUCUGGAGACUCAGCGUCUUCAAAUGCAGAUAUAACACAAAAAUUACAGCUACUGACUUUACAUUUUCCAAAAUUAAAACUAGUUUGGUCUCCAAGUCCUUAUGCCACAGCCCAGCUAUUUGAGGAAUUAAAACAAGGGAAAAUGGAACCAGACCCAGAAGCAGCUGUGUUAGUUGGAUCCGAUGAAGCUGGCGGGCCAGCUGAGGUCGAGAGUAUUGCUGAUCGCUCAAAUCCGAACAUUCACGACUUUCUCAUCAAACUUCCUGGUAUCACAUCGAAAAACAUCGCAAAGGUAAUGCGCAAAUGUAAAAAUCUAAAGGAACUGUUACAGAGAUCCGAGGAAGAGCUUACAGAACUGUUAGGGAAUCAAGUACAAGCCAAAAUGAUGCGACAAAUUUUGCACGAGUCUCAUAAACCUGUGCAGGGAGAAGCUUAUGAAAAACAGUUUGUAUCCAAGUUCAAGCGCGGUAUGAAUAGAAAAUAUUGUUGACGUUUCCUCACUAUGGUAUUCAGUUACAUAGACUAUCACCAUACCAUUUUUUUAGAAUUUGCGUAGUAUUUGCAUAGUACUUUGAAAUAAAU
This is a messenger RNA of Sabethes cyaneus, 3227 nucleotides long. It is a transcript of the gene mei-9, whose product is annotated as DNA repair endonuclease XPF. Gene Ontology annotation, molecular function: damaged DNA binding; single-stranded DNA binding; single-stranded DNA endonuclease activity. The coding region runs from base 67 to 3135 and encodes 1022 amino acids. Gene Ontology annotation, cellular component: nucleotide-excision repair factor 1 complex. Gene Ontology annotation, biological process: double-strand break repair via homologous recombination; nucleotide-excision repair involved in interstrand cross-link repair; resolution of meiotic recombination intermediates. The transcript has 6 exons. The record is from RefSeq and is a predicted model, not a curated record. Lineage: Eukaryota; Metazoa; Arthropoda; Insecta; Diptera; Culicidae.